Molecule: messenger RNA, 4699 nt
Organism: Colius striatus (speckled mousebird)
Lineage: Eukaryota; Metazoa; Chordata; Aves; Coliiformes; Coliidae
Gene: NECTIN3
Product: nectin cell adhesion molecule 3
Exons: 9
Coding region: 78-1670 (530 amino acids)
Biological process (GO): symbiont entry into host cell; homophilic cell-cell adhesion; heterophilic cell-cell adhesion
Cellular component (GO): apical junction complex; adherens junction
Source: RefSeq, a predicted model, not a curated record
CCGGUGCGGGGAGGCGGCGGCUGGUCGGGCAGCGGGCGGGCGUCGUAGCGGCGGCGACUGGAAGCCGAGCCCGGAGCAUGGCAGGGGCCGAAGCUGCUGUGAAGGCUGCCGUUCGUUUCCCCGCUUUGCCGGCUCCACCCGCCCGCCGGGAACUUUUUCAAGCGGCCGACGGCGGUGUCUCCUCCCGGUGGUGGUGGUGUUGGCAGCGGCGCCGGCAGCAGUCUCGGCGGCGGCUCCGCUCGGCAGUGCCUCCGGGGCCGGGGCUGGGGCUGCUGGGGCUGGUUUUCUCUCGCUUCUGCUGCAGUGCCUUAGCUGGACCAGUUGUUGAUCCACAUGUGACAGCAGUUUGGGGGAAGAAAGUUGCACUAAAAUGCAUAAUUGAUGUAAAUGAAACAAUAACACAAGUUUCUUGGGAGAAGAUACAUGGUAAAAGUUCACAUACUAUUGCAGUUCAUCACCCUGAAUAUGGAAUAUCUGUUCAAGGAGAAUAUCAAGGAAGAGUGUCUUUUAAAAACUACUCACUUGCUGAUGCAACAAUUAUCUUAAAAAACGUAAGCUUUUCUGAUGCAGGGGAAUAUAUUUGCAAGGCAGUUACAUUCCCCCUUGGAAAUACACAGUCAUCAACUACGGUAACUGUACUAGUUGAACCUGUUGUAAGCUUAACAAAAGGACCAAGCCCUCUAAUAGAUGGUGCAAAUAGGACAAUAGCAGCCACUUGUAUGGCAGCCACUGGAAAACCUGCUGCAGAGAUUGAUUGGGAAGGAGGUCUUGGUGAAAUGGAAUCCAGUUCUACUUUGUUUCCAAAUGAAACGGUGACAGUUGUAAGUCAGUAUAUGAUUGUCCCUACGCGAUUUGCAAGAGGAAGACGUAUAACUUGUAUUGUGAGGCACCCUGCUUUGGAAAAGGAGAUAAGAUACCCUUAUGUGUUGGACAUACAGUAUGCCCCAGAAGUUUCAGUAACUGGCUAUGAUGGAAACUGGUUCAUUGGAAGAGAGAAUGUUCAGCUUAGAUGUAAUGCUGAUGCAAAUCCAUUACCUAUGGAGUUUAUGUGGACCAGGUUGGAUGGACAAUGGCCCGAAGGACUGCUGUCUGUCAACAAUACUCUGCAGUUUACCAGCCCAUUGACUUACAACUACACUGGGACUUAUAUCUGUAAGGUGACUAAUUCUCUUGGUCAGAGAAGUGAUCAGAAGACUAUCUACAUCUUAGAUGUGCCAUAUAAGCAGACAUCUUCUGUUGCUGUAGCAGGGGCUGUGAUUGGAGCAGUCCUUGCACUUUUUAUUAUUACCAUCUUUGUAACAGUGCUGCUGACUCCAAGGAAGAAAAGGCCACCCUAUCUGGACAAAGUGAUUGAUCUUCCACCCACUCACAAACCAUCCUCAUGUGAGGAGAGAGCACUUUCUGUACCACAGAAAGAAGCCAUGCUUCAGAAAGAACAAUUUCCUUUGCAAAACCAGUACAGAGAGAAAGAUGCUGGAAACUUGCAGCACAUGAAAGCUGUGAAUGGAAGACAACUUACAUGUGAGGCUGAAGAGCCACAAGAUCAAGAAGGUCUUCAGCAUAUGUAUCCUGUUUAUCAACAGUCGUACUACAAAAAUUGGAGCAGCAGAUACCCUCAAAACUCAGUACCUGGAAGAGUCUACAUCAAUCCAAGGGAGCAUUAUGUAUAAUUCUAUACUCAAAUGUCUUAAGAUACAAGGUUUUUAAUAGCUGUUGACUGUAUGACUGAUAGGUCUCAUCUUUCAUCUCUGAAAUAAUUGAUCUUUUUUCCUGUGGGAAGAAAUUGCAUGGAGAAUUUUAUCUAGGUAAACUCUAUGGAACUUAAGACUUAACUUGCUUUCUAGCCUUUGGUAUGUAUUUGUUUUUAUAGUUAUACCAACCUGCCAAAAAAGUAAAGGCAUUUAACUUUGCUAACCUUCAUAGUCACAAGAUAUGUAAAUUAGUUGAAUUGGUUGACAGCUGGCAAAAUAGUUAAGCUGUUGUCCUAGGUAUUUCUGCAAGCAUUCUCUCCCGAAAUGGGUAUCUUGUAACAACUUUACUUAUGUAGAAGUGAGAAAACACAAGCAAGAUAACUGAAUCCCUGGUGACAUAAGCAGUAUCAGGGUAAGUGGGGGUUUUUUUAAUCUUAAAAAACUUGGAAUAAUUAUCAUUUUGACUGGCCUUAGCUUUUGAUUUGUCAACUGGCUCUACCUCUCCCAGUCAAAUAAACAGUUAGACUACCUCUCAAAUUCUCACUUGCUGUUCCAUAACAUAGAUUGUGUGUCUUCCCACCUUUUAAAAAGUGAAGUGUUUUCUAAACAUUAGAAAGUUUUUGGUUUAUGUUGAUCCUGGCUAUCAGUUACUGUACUUGCUGGUUGUAGUUUCACAGUAGGUCUGUAUGAAGCUUCCUUACAGGAAGUAGAUGAGUAGACAGACAAGGCUUCCUGAAAGUGUAGCUGCAUUGUACCUACAAAUUGCAAUUCAGCCAUUUUUCCAAGUAUGAUUCUCGUGUUAAAUGUUGCAGAGUUUUCUCUUGCUUUUCUUGUUCUUUCGUUGCCUAACAUAGGCAGUUUUAUUGCAAAGAGAUGUGCUCUCAUGCCUUAGCAAGAAAAAGAAGGCUACAGUAAACUUCAAAUAUUCUUUAGUACUGUCAUUUAAUCUUAACCAGUAGUGUGAAGUACCUGGAGAAUGUCCUGAUGUUACCAGUGCUAACAGUAUUUUACAUACGAUUUUAAGCGUGUGACAUAAGGGCUGAAAAAUUUGCUCAGGAUCUUUUUCAAAAAAUAAGUUGCUCUUCUGAGUAUAAAAUGAGUAUUUACCAAGUUUAAAAAUAUAUAUAUAUAUAAUAUGUUGCUACCAAAAUGAACUCACAGGGCAAUCUUAAAAUGUUUGAAGACAGCAGGAGUUAAGAGGGAUUGUGGAGUCUCCUUCCUUGGAUGUCUUCAAGACACCCCUGGACAUAUUCAUAUGCGACCUGAUCUAGAUUGACCUGCUUCUGCAGGGAGGUUGGGCUAGAUGAUCUCUAAAGGUCCCUUCCAACCCUACCAUUCUAUGAAAAUUUGCUGGAUAAACUUAAACAGUGUACAUGUGUUUUGUACACAAGUAGAGAGUAAUGAUUUUUUUCAGUCAAGAUGACCUGAAUACAAAACAUUGCGAAGAAUGGCUUUGUCAUAGAAUCUUAACGAUUGGAAGGGACCUCGAGAGAUCAUCCAGUCCACUCAUACUGAACUAGUUAUUUUUAAAGAAUUAACCAUCAUUGCUGUGAUAUUAGUGUUUUCUCUACAGAUGAUUGGAUUUUUCAGGCAGAGGGAAGAGACAGUUGUAGAAGCAAUAAAAUUGAAAGCUUGUGUAGUUAAGUGUGCUGCAGGCAGGAUGCUCUUAUAAAACCUGUAUUCAGCCUAUGUUCAUAUCAUAGCAAAGUUAAUGAGAUCCCUCACCACAAAAGGGCUAGGUAAAUAUUUCUAGUUUGUUACAGGUAGCAGCUAGAGGAAAAUGGCUUAGGUGACUGUUCUGAACACCAUAUAAGUAAACAUUAACUGUUCUCUUGCAACACAACUUCCUGUUAUGUGAUGUGUAUGAGGAAUACAAAGGAAUACUGAAGGAAUAACAAAGAGAAAGAUUGGAGAGAACUUAUUUCUCAGGAGCCUUGUUUGAACAACUAUCAGGUUGCUUUGUUUUUAGGGACUGCACAUUAUUGUAAAUGGAGCCACUGUUUUCAACUUCAAAACUUCCUGCAGUGUUUAUGAGACCUAAAGAAGGGCUUGUGUUCCCCAAAGAUGUCAUUUUCCAGUAAUGUCAGUUUAAGCAGCUACCUCUUGCCACAAGCUUUGCCUCACCUAUCCUUGCAUUGCUGCAGUUCCAAAAAACAUCUAUUGCCAGACCAUGACAUGAAAACAGUGUUUUGACCAAAUGUCAAAGCAGAUAGAAUGAUAGAACAUUGAGAUAAACGAUACUGCUUGAAAUAAUUUGACCAAUAUCACUGAGCAAAAGUUCAUUAGUUAAAAAAAUAUAUACAUUACAGGGUGGUUCAAAACAGUGUCACUGUGAUGAUGCUUCUACUACAUUCAUUAGUACAAUGUGAUAUUGAGCAGGUGAUCGUUUCAGUUCCUAUUACAUUGACAGACGAUGUUAAAAAAAAACCCAAUUAUUUUGGAUUCAGACCUCUUCUGCUUUUUAUUCUUAUUUGCAGAUACAUUUUUACUUGAAGAGUUAAAACUUUGGAGGAAGGAGAGGAAGAAUGUUAUCAACAAAGCUAUAGUUGCUUUUUUGAGUUUCUGAAAAUAAGUUAAAAAACCAAGUCCAGCUAUGUUACCCAAGUUAUGUAUCAACAAACUACAGAAAGCUUAAAUUGCAAACUAUUCAUCAGCAUGUAGUUUGUUCUAAAGUCAUUAGGGAAAUAUGUUAUCAUGGUUAUUAACUGUGAGAAAUGUUGGGUUUCUUUAAUCUGAUCAGGGAUGUUUAGAGUGUUAGAUUUUUUGAAGUUUUAUUUGUAGUUUUAAGUGUGGCUUACACUUAGAAUACUCUCCCUUUGGGAGAGAGGAUUUAUCAUAAAAUGCUCUCAAGAGAACAGCAAACUGUCUGCUGAUUAGGAUUUCCCACAAUGCAGUGCACAUAUAGAAUUAAGCUCAAUCUGCUUUUUCAAGAUGUAGAAAGUGUCCUUUUAUUUUUGUACAUCUUCAAAUGUUUGUAUAUUGGUUUGAAUAAAAACAUUGAAAAUAGU